Molecule: messenger RNA, 225 nt
Organism: Haemonchus placei
Lineage: Eukaryota; Metazoa; Nematoda; Chromadorea; Rhabditida; Trichostrongylidae
Source: the annotation of a GenBank genome assembly
AUGCAAAGUGAAGAUAGGCCUUUGGACCCCGGAGUGGAUCAGUUAAAGCAGUGGCGUGAUCGUUGCGCUGAAAAGUUUCCCGAUUUGAAGAAUGCUCUUGACGAAUGUAAUGCGCGAGUCACUUCCCGUAAGCAUACCGAGGAAACAUGCAACCAGGAGAUGUUCGACUUCGUCAAACACGUCGACAGAUGCGCCAUACGCAAAGCAUUUGCUUCGCUCAAGUGA